Molecule: messenger RNA, 586 nt
Organism: Acanthoscelides obtectus
Lineage: Eukaryota; Metazoa; Arthropoda; Insecta; Coleoptera; Chrysomelidae
Source: the annotation of a GenBank genome assembly
AUGAAGAUUUAUAAGUAUUUUAGUGAAUAUUUUUCAGGAGCACCAAACUUCACCUGUGAGAUUUGUGGGAAGAGAUAUAAACACCAACCGAGUUUAAGCAGACAUAAGAACUACGAAUGUCAAAAGACUGCUGUUUUUGGAUGCGAUUUGAACUUUACGUGCGCCACGUGUGGAAAAAAGUACAAACACUCUAGGUCCCUGAGGAAACACGAGCGAUUUGAGUGCCAAAAGGAACCGCAAUUUUCCUGCAUAUACUGUCCAUACAAAGCAAAACUUAGAGGUAACCUCAGGAAACAUAUAAUGGUAAAACAUAGGGAACAAUGGACCUCAGGGGCUGCCAAAAUAUAUGUGGAGAAGUAUAAGAAGAACAAUCACCAGAGCAGUGGUAGUAUCAGCGAUGUUAAGAGUGAAAAUGAAUGUGAAUAAUGUACUGUCUAAGACACGAUUAUACUGAGAGCUUCUGAAAUGGCAAUGAUGCAUUUGAUGUCUGUGAUUACAAAAUUAAAAUUUUGUGGAAUAUUGUGUGUCCUUUUGAAUCACGCCAAUGGGCGAAGAAGAAUUCACGAAUUAUUACAAAAUCAAAAUA